GUCUUGGGAGAAAUGAAUUUGUAUUCCCCUCAUUCUGUCUUGGGGCAGCAAGGUGGCACAAUGGAUAGAGUGCUGGGCUUGAAGUCAGGAAGAUUCAUCUUUCUGAGUUCAAAUCUGCCCUCAGAUACAGCUAGUAAAGCUUUGUGGCCAAUAGGGUCAGCUAGAAGAAUGAAUACAAAGAAACUGUAGUGAAUAAGUAUCAGUUUAAAAUAGACACACAGUCCUCUUCUCUCUUCCGGUGAGAGACUCGACAGAAAUUAAAAAUGGUUCAGCAUCUGACAUAUCACCGUAGGUUGUCCUACAACACAGCUUCCAACAAAACUCGGCUGUCACGAACUCCAGGUAACAAAAUUGUUUACCUUUAUACUAAGAAAGUUGAAAAAGCACCAAAAUCAGCCUGUGGUGUGUGCCCAGGAAGACUUCGAGGUGUUUGUGCAGUGAGACCUAAAGUUCUUAUGAGGCUAUUAAAGACCAAAAAGCAUGUCAGCAGGGCUUAUGGUGGCUCCAUGUGUGCUAAAUGUGUCUGUGACAGGAUCAAGCAUGCUUUCCUGAUUGAGGAGCAGAAAAUUGUUGUGAAGGUGUUGAAGGCACAGGCACAGAGUCAAAAAAGUAAAUAAA
Molecule: messenger RNA, 618 nt
Organism: Dromiciops gliroides (monito del monte)
Lineage: Eukaryota; Metazoa; Chordata; Mammalia; Microbiotheria; Microbiotheriidae
Product: 60S ribosomal protein L34-like
Exons: 1
Coding region: 264-617 (117 amino acids)
Biological process (GO): translation
Cellular component (GO): ribosome
Molecular function (GO): structural constituent of ribosome
Source: RefSeq, a predicted model, not a curated record